AAACCUCAAAAGCACUCUAACCUUUGUUACAAGAAUGGCUUCCCCUUUCUUCUUUGCUUUCCUUCUCUCUGCGCUUUUACUGGAUAAUACAUAUGCCAAUCCCAACUACAGAGAAGCUCUCUCAAAGUCAUUGCUCUUUUUCCAAGGUCAACGGUCUGGUCGUCUUCCCCGUGACCAAAAAAUCUCAUGGAGGUUCAGCUCCGGCCUCUCCGAUGGCUCCACUGCUCAUGUGGACUUGACCGGAGGAUACUAUGAUGCUGGGGACAACGUCAAGUUCAACUUUCCGAUGGCCUUCACCACAACAAUGCUCUCAUGGAGCUCUUUGGAGUACGGUAAAAAGAUGGGAUCCGAACUACAGAACUCUCGUGUGGCCAUCCGUUGGGCCACGGACUAUCUACUGAAAUGUGCAAGAGCCACGCCCGGUAAGCUUUACGUAGGAGUAGGAGACCCUAACGGCGAUCACAAGUGUUGGGAACGCUCUGAAGAUAUGGACACUCCUCGCACAGUCUACUCCGUAUCCGCUUCGAACCCUGGCUCUGAUGUAGCCGCUGAAACCGCUGCUGCUCUAGCUGCAAGCUCCAUGGUUUUCAGGAAAGUUGAUCCCAAGUACUCUCGCUUGCUCCUGGCGACAGCGAAGAAGGUAAUGCAGUUCGCUAUUCAAUACCGAGGCGCUUACAGUGAUUCCCUUUCCUCUUCAGUCUGUCCUUUCUACUGCUCCUACUCUGGUUACAAGGACGAACUUGUGUGGGGAGCGGCAUGGCUGCAUAGAGCAACGACCAACCCGUAUUACACAAACUUCAUAAGAUCCUUGGGAAGUGGAGAUCAGACCGACAUUUUCAGUUGGGACAAUAAGUAUGCUGGUGCAUAUGUUCUUCUCUCACGAAGAGCAUUACUGAACAAAGACAACAACUUUGAGCUCUACAAGCAAUCUGCUGAGAAUUUCAUUUGCAAGAUCCUUCCAAAUUCUCCUUCCUCAUCCACAACUUACACUCAAGGUGGAUUGAUGUAUAAGUUACCUCAGAGCAAUCUACAAUACGUGACAUCGAUAACAUUCUUGCUAACGACUUACGCCAAAUACAUGAAAGCCACGAAACACGCCUUCAAAUGCGGAAACUCCAUCAUCGUCCCCAACGUUCUGAUAAGCUUAUCGAAGCGACAAGUGGAUUACAUCCUCGGUGUGAAUCCGAUGAAGAUGUCUUACAUGGUGGGGUUCGGAUCCAGUUUCCCCAGGAGAAUCCACCACAGAGGAUCCUCUCUCCCGAGCCGAGCCGUCCGUUCGAACUCUCUGGGAUGCAACGGCGGAUUCCAAUAUUUCAGCACACAAAAGCCUAACCCUAACAUAUUAACCGGAGCAAUCGUCGGAGGACCGAAUCGAAACGACGAGUAUCCAGACCAGAGAGACGAUUACAGCGGAUCCGAACCAGCAACUUACAUCAACGCCGCCUUCGUCGGACCACUGGCGUAUUUUUCCGCCGGAAAGUCUCCAUGAGUACUCUCCUCGCUUUGCAAUUCUAUUAUUUGAAAAGUCGUUAGAUAAGAUUCGUUAUUUGUAAGUCCUUACCGCCAAAUUUACGCGCAAAAGAGCACUAAUACAGAUGAAGCUGAAAACUCUAAUGGGCUUUUAGGUCUAUGAUUAAUGGGCUAUUAUUAAUAAACCCCAGAUUUGGUCCAUUUAAAGUCAGAAACGACGAGUUUUGUGUGAAAAAUUCAAAUAAUUCCCGA
Molecule: messenger RNA, 1722 nt
Organism: Thlaspi arvense
Lineage: Eukaryota; Viridiplantae; Streptophyta; Magnoliopsida; Brassicales; Brassicaceae
Source: the annotation of a GenBank genome assembly